Messenger RNA from Emiliania huxleyi CCMP1516, 2691 nucleotides. RefSeq lists its product as hypothetical. The transcript has 6 exons. Lineage: Eukaryota; Haptophyta; Isochrysidales; Noelaerhabdaceae. Bases 76 to 2496 code for a protein of 806 amino acids. Gene Ontology annotation, cellular component: membrane; endomembrane system. The record is from RefSeq and is a predicted model, not a curated record.
CAGGCGCCCAGGCGCACUGAAACACCUCGGGAGCCGCCAAGAGCGGCCAGCCUUCGCACCUAUCGGACCUCUGCCAUGGCCCUCACCUGCGGCCGAGCCGCCCUCGCGCUGCUCGCCGUCUACGUGGCGAUCCUCUCGCACACGCUGCUCGAGCUCUUCUACCCGUCGCCGUGCCGCGGUGCCGCCUGUCUGCAGCCGCUGCUGCGCAGCGGCGCCGCCGUCGACCUGCAGGCGCACAUCGACGGGCGGCUCGUCUGGAGCGCAGCCGGUGUGAGCAGCGGCGCAGGCCUCGAGGACGUCGCGUUUGCGGUCCCGGUCCCGGCCGAGGUGCGGCUGGGCAGUCGAGAGGAGCUGCAUCUCGACUUCUCCAUCGCGCUCGCCGGUCAGCAGCAGCCCAUCGCGCACGCCCGGGCGCUCCUCUGCGCGCGCCGCCAGCCGCGACGCCGCAGCACCGCCCGCAUGCUGCUCGCCGAGCCAGCCGUCUCCUCCACGCCUGGCUCCGCCACUUCCGACUCUGCCGCCGCCGCCGUCCCCGCCGCCUUCGCUUCCAGCGAGCAGAGCGGCGUCGCCGUUUCCAGCGAGCAGAGCGCCGCCUCCGUAUCCAGCGAGCAGAGCGGCAUCGCCGUUUCCAGCGAGCAGAGCGGCGUCGCCGUUUCCAGCGAGCAGAGCGGCGUCGCGCCGCCCAACGAGCGGGGCGAGGUGCCGCACUACCUCUAUGCGGCGGCGAGCCUCGAGCUGCGGCUGGUUGCCGACGAGACGCCGCACGCCGGGCCGGUGCUGCCGAGCGACGGGGCCCAGGUCGCGAACGGCGUGGACUGGUCUCGGCGCGUGUACGCGCCUCGGCUCUACGUCGACGAGCUCGGCCUGCUGGGCAAGCACGCGCUGCCUCUCUCGAGCGACGUGGGCAAGGAGCCUCCUCGGCUGCGGCUGCGGCUGCUGCCCAUCUCCCUCGGUCGGUACCGCGCCACGCGCCAGCUGCACACGGCGCUUGGCGCGCUGCAGGCGGCCAGCGGGAUGGAGGCAGCCGAGUUCGACGAGCUACGCGAGCUGCUCUCCGAGAAGCGCCUCUACCGCUUCGCGCUGAUGCAGCUGAUCGGGCUGCUCCACGUCGUCUUUGACGCGCUCGCCUUCCGGAACGACGUCGGCUUCUGGAAGGGGCGGGAGGACCUGAGGGGCCUGUCCUCGCGCGGCGUCAUCUUCAACGCGGGCUCCACGCUCGUCAUCUUCCUCUACCUGCUCGACGGCGACGGCGUCAACUCGAUCGUCCUCGCUACCUACGCCUUCUCCACCGCCCUCGAGCUUUGGAAGCUGACCAAGGUGGUUGCGAUGCGGCGGCGGGCGCGCGGCGCGGCCGGCGGCGCCGGCGGCGAGGGCGCGCGCGCCGAGGCGGCGACGGAGCGGUUCGACGAGGUUGCGACGCGGCACUUGACGUGGGGACUCGCGCCGCUGGUCGUCGGCUGGGCGCUGUACGCGCUGCUCCACUACCCGCACGCGUCGUACAGCUGGCUGCUCGGCUCGCUGGCCGACGCGAUCUACCUCUUCGGCUUCAUCGCGAUGACGCCACAGCUCUUCAUCAACUACAAGGCGCCGAGAGGAGCCGAGAUGGCCCGAGAUGGCCCGAGCUCUCCCAAGAUCCCCAGAUCUUCUUCAGCCACAAGGCGGGCACCCCCCUUCCCCGUGCCCCUGCCUGCGCCAGACCAGCCCCCUCGCUUCUGCCGUCGCCACGGCGCGCCGAGGAAGUACACACGCCGUUUCGAGGCAGAGCUCCCCCGCCCCCCCUCGCGCCAGAUGAAGAGCGUCGCCCACCUGCCGUGGCGCGUCCUCGCGUACAAGGCCUUCAACACCUUCAUCGACGACGCCUUCGCGCUGAUGGUCGCGAUGCCGACCGCCCACCGCGUCGCCUGCUUGCGGGACGACCUCGUCUUCCUCGUCCUCCUCUACCAGCGCCGCCUCUACCCCGUGGACCGGAAGCGCGCCAAUGAGUUUGGCAUCGCGUACGAGCGGGACGAGGCGGACGUCGCUCCCGCGCGAGGGGAGGGCAGCGCGGGAGAUGGGGCCGAGGAGGGGCCUGCUAGAGGGGUGGAAGCGGAGGGCGAGGUGCUCGCCAAGCAGUACGAGAAUGUGGUGCCGGUGGACCCAAAGGUGCAGGAGGAGGAGGACAAGCUCGCGCCGGCGCGCGAGUGGGACGACGACGAGAAGUUCUGGAAGCCCGACUUUUGGACGGCCGUCUUCGAGGACGUCAAGGACGUCGAGUACCCUUCCAUCAAGAAGGUGACGCAGACGCUCUUCAUCUCGCAGGCGUGCACGCCUCCCACGCCCAUGCGCCCACCCCCGGGGACGCGGUGGCGCUGGGUCGCCUUUGUGGUUGUGAUUGUGCUGGUGCUCGUCUUUGACGCCCUCGCCGACGCCACCAUCCGGUCAGUGCUGCUGGGCGACGACUUCUCCAUCACGAUGGACAAAAUCCUGAAAACCGCCGGCAAGACGCAGCCCAUGUGAGCCCACGGCCGCCGCGCGAGCGGGCGGGGCGGGGCGGCGUGGAGAGCUGACGCUGAGCGCGGUCUGUCACGCAUCAGUGGCGACUGCCAACCUCUGCUACCGACGUACUAGCACCGCACUCGAGUCCCCUCCUUCGGCGUGCCGGAAUGGAAUACGUGUGUCUGCCUUUCGCGCUAUUGAAAUCCAUUCACAGCA